AUGGAAUCCGACGCCGAGGAGGAGGCGGCGGCGACCCCGGCGGCGGCGGGGGCACCAGGCGCUGGGCGGCUGAAGGGGAGCCCGGAGCUGACUGUGGACGCGGACAUGCGGGAGAUGGCGAAGACGGCCGCGUGGAGCGUCAGUUCCUGCAAGGCCGGCAACGGCGUCGCGGCACUGCGCGACGACAACCUCAACACCUACUGGCAGUCUGAUGGGGCGCAGCCGCACCUGGUGAACAUCCAGUUCCAGAAGAAGGUGCAGCUGCAGCUUGUUGUGCUCUACGUGGAUUUCAAGCUCGACGAGAGCUACACGCCGAGCAAGAUCUCCAUCCGGGCCGGGGAUGGCUUCCACAACCUCAAGGAGAUUAAAACUGUGGAGCUUGCAAAGCCAGUUGGGUGGGUGCAUAUAUCAUUAUCCGGGGCUGAUCCACGGGAAACAUUCAUUCACACAUUUAUGCUCCAAAUUGCGGUUUUAUCCAAUCAUCUGAACGGGAGGGAUACUCAUGUCCGACAGAUCAAGAUCUACGGACCAAGACCGAAUCCUGUUCCCGCCCAGCCAUUUCAUUUCACUUCCAGGGAGUUCAUCACAUACUCUACUAUUAGAUGA
Miscanthus lutarioriparius is the source of this 606-nucleotide messenger RNA. The record is from the annotation of a GenBank genome assembly. Lineage: Eukaryota; Viridiplantae; Streptophyta; Magnoliopsida; Poales; Poaceae.